Saccostrea cuccullata (small rock oyster) is the source of this 2060-nucleotide messenger RNA. Its product is annotated as ferric-chelate reductase 1-like. Gene Ontology annotation, cellular component: membrane. The transcript has 17 exons. Bases 172 to 1977 code for a protein of 601 amino acids. NCBI's taxonomy places the organism in Eukaryota, Metazoa, Mollusca, Bivalvia, Ostreida, Ostreidae. The record is from RefSeq and is a predicted model, not a curated record.
CACAUAGUGCCAAAAUGAUUUGAAACAUACUGGAAGUUGCAAAUAGCACGGCCCAUGCAAAGUAAACCAGGAUAUUUUGACUUGAUACUCCGAUGAUUUGGGGAUAUUUAGACAUAGUAAUUCACUAUCAUCUGAUGGAUGUAUAACUCCUUCUAGGAUAACAACAGGAAAAUGGGCAUCAUGUUAAUCGUUUAUUUGGGAUUGGUAUUACUUUGCGGUUAUCAUGGUUACCCAUUUGGAGCACCUGAAUCUGCUUGUGACAACAUGACACCCGUGCAUGGAGCUCCUUCACAAACUACGUCAUCACCUUACGUCAUUACAAUGUCAUCUUCUAGUUUGACUACAGGAAAUAAUUUUUCAAUCACUAUUUCAUCUAAAGAUGGAAAGACGACCUUCAAAGGUUUCCUGUUGAAGGUUUUUACAAACUUACAAGCUCCUAUACCAUUCACAGGAGGAGAGUUUGAAGUACCUGAUAAUGCUCAAAGGCGCUGUGAUGGAGGUGUAACUCAUACUGACCAUAACCCAAAGCUGCUUAUCAAUUUUCCCUGGAAUCCAACAAAACGUUUUAAAGGAAUCGUAAAAUUCAGGGCUACAGUUGUCCAGUCCCUCAAAGUCCUAUGGACAAAUAUUGAGUCUGAGUCUCUGAGUGUUGACUACAUUCCUCCAUCUACAGUUCCUAGCACUGAUAUUACCACGCCAAUUCCAAUUUCAAGCACGACAGGGACGCCUUCUGACUAUCCCCGCUGUAGCAAAGGUUUCGGUUGCUUUAAAACAUGCCCCAGAGAGUCAUGUGACACUAUUGUCCAAUGGAAAAGACGAGGAAAAGUUGUUGAUUUCAGUGUUAUUUAUCGCCUACGAAAUCAAAACGACAAAUGGGUUGCCAUUGGAAUUUCACCAACUGGCAAAAUGCCGAAUACAAACGUUGUGAUGUGUAUUCUUUCCAAUAAUGAAGUACAUGUUUUGGAGGGCAUAAAUGAAGGUUACAGUUUCUCAGUACUUCCAAACACUUCCCUUGGGUUGAUCAACAUAACUACCUCUGUUAUUGGUCAGAUUUUGAACUGCUCUUUUUCACGUCAAAUUAAUGUCACUGGGGAUUUUGGCAAUGUGUACAGUUUGAUGAAAAAAUAUUUUAUAAUACUCGGAAACGGACCAGUUACUUUGGGAAACCCCAGGAGACAUGCGAGAACUCCUGUUGUCAGCGAUGAAAGAGUCGACUUUUUGUUAAACCAGACUAUUGGCUUUAAGGAAGAUUCCAUGCUUCUCUACAAAUUACAUGGUAGUUUGAUGAUAUUUGCUUGGAUAUUUCUGUCCAGUAUUGGCAUUAUAACCGCCCGUUAUUACAAGACAGAGCGGAGGGAUAUGAUGCUAUGUGGAGACCAAGUCUGGUUUGCUAUACACAGAACUGCAAUGACACUCGCAUUUAUCAUUACUACUGUGGCAUUUGUUAUAAUCUUCAUGCAAGUUGGUACACUUCUGCAGGUAACAGAUUGCGGUAUCUAUUUGAAGUACCACCCUAUUCUAGGAAUCACUGUCAUGGCCUUGACUGUUGUUAACCCGACGAUUGCUCUCUUUCGCUGCAGUCCUGAUCACAAAUACCGACACGUCUUUUAUUAUUCUCAUAAGUUUAUUGGAAUCUCUGCACAAAUCAUGGCAGCCAUAACGAUAUAUUUUGGUGUCAAUCUGGAAAAGUCGAACACGCCUGUGGGGACAUCAAGUGUCGUCAUAGGUUACGUCAUAACUUACAUCAUCGUUGAAGUUUUAUUAGAAAGUGAAAGCUACUUCAGUGAUAUGAAAGGUGAUGAUCCAGAGAGACAAAGUCUUCUCCAAUCGAAGGGGAAAGAAUAUCAUUCAUUUAAUCUUCAAUCGAAAGUUAACAGUUUCAAAUUAUCAAUCCUGAUGCUUCAUAUUCUGUGUAUGUCAAUGUACUGUUUGACUUUGAUUUAUCUUGUGAUAACGGCACCACUAUUUAAAGCGUAAUGUGAUAUGAAAGAGAAAAAAGUAUAAAUUCUGUAUUUUUACAUCAUUUUCUGAUAAAAUUAGAAAUAAAUUUAUUUCAUUAA